Messenger RNA from Drosophila simulans, 2604 nucleotides. RefSeq lists its product as uncharacterized. Lineage: Eukaryota; Metazoa; Arthropoda; Insecta; Diptera; Drosophilidae. The transcript has 6 exons. The coding region runs from base 871 to 1992 and encodes 373 amino acids. The record is from RefSeq and is a predicted model, not a curated record.
CCAUUUGGGGCUCUGGAGCUCAGUCGUUUGCUGGCUUUCAACGCUGUCGGUUCGUUGGUUUUCCGGACUUUCCCCGCUCUCGUUCCUGUGUUGGUGUCGCGUUCUUUCGACGUUCGUUCUGCUGCUUUGCAUUCACACGCCCCCCGACCAGCCACGCCCCCUCCCAUCCGCCCCAAUAAUAUCUGCGACGUGCGACUGUGUGAGUGUUUUAGCAAAUGUUGAAAGGCAGUGGAAACGGCAGCGGAGGCAGCAUGGUGGUUGGCAAAUGAAAAGCCCGUGGAAAGCCGUGCAUACUGAGUAAUGAUUUUCGUGCGAGUGUGUGAAAAUGAAAAUUGUUUUGCUGCGCGUGUUAAAUAAAAACGACAAAGAGUAUAAUAGUACAGCUCAAAAUAAAAAAAUUAAGCUGAAAUUUUGCAGAGAAACAAAACCUGGAAGUCACAAAUAAAAUGGCAGCUUCCCGUUUCUUACACACACAGUCGAAGGGAAAACUGAAAGCUGAUUUUGGCCCAUGAAUGAACUGAUAUUAAGUUUGGCAGAAGAGGAAGACCAUCACCACCACUCCGCCACCCACUCACACAAACACCAUCACAUACAGAUGUGCACACAUAAGAACACAAGCAAUUUUCUAAAGAUUUUGCUGGCCAAAAAAUAAAGCAAGCAGAAACGUGCCGCGCAUUCGGAGGAGAAAAAGUAUAAAAAUACAUACAGCUGGGAAAUAAAUAGCUACCAAAGGAGGGAGGAAAACAGACAAGAGAGAGAGAGAGAGACAGUGAAAGGAACAGAGAGAGAGAGAUAGAACGAGACGUGGGCGCAGUUUUUGAGAGUUGAGGGGCAACCAUCGGUGAUGUGGGACACAUCCCGCCACGGGCAAUGCAACAACCCCAACGUUAUAUACCGUCUGUAUCUGAUCUAUAUGGCACGGACGAGAUAGAACUGCUGCUGGACGAGAUUCGGGAGCUGGAGCUGGAGCCGGUCUGCUGUCAGCUGGACGAUGAGCAGGACUUUGAAAUAGCUGGCAGCAGGGCCGGCGAGCUCUCCCACUCGCACUCGCACUCGCUGUCCUUGGAAUCCCCCCUCGGAACCUGCACCUCCUGGGACUCCCAUGCCAACUACAAGCAGAGGGGCGGCCACACCCCCCUGCCCUGGGGCGUCGCCCUCCACUGUGAUCCGCAACACUUGAAAUCGCCUACAGGGAUUGUGCGCAUACUAUUGGUGUUAUCCUCGGCCGCCUGCCUGGCCUGCGAAUGCUCCGCGGGCACCGUACAGGUGGGCCUCUUUCUACUGCCACUCAUCGGACGCCUGAGGCUGAUGGUCUUCUGCGCGCUCUUUUCGCUACUCAUCACGUGUCUCAUGCUCUUUCUGGAUAUAUCGCAUAUAGCCCUCAUGUUCCCAUUCAACUGGACAAAAGUGAACACGUGGAUGUACCUGAGUGUUGGUUUGAUAUUUAUUUUGAGCUCCACGCUGCUUGUCCACAUGGUGCUAUAUGCGACUGAAUACACAUGGGUAUCCAAGCACUCCAAGGACACGCUUCUGGCCACUGGGAUAAUUGGCUAUCUGUGCGCCCUGGAGGCAUUUCUUCUGUCGGGCAUCGCAUCCUGGCCGUGGAGUCAGUACCGCCAGGUUCCCGACGAUGCCAGCGAAUUGUUCAUCGAGGAUCGCGAGAUGACGCCGAUGAGUCCCAUUAAUUGUAGCACCGAUCUGCAGGCGGCGCCAUAUCAUCACAAUGGCAACGCGACCACCUCGGAUCUGUAUAACCAACAACAACAAUCGUCCUAUAAUCAAAAGCCUUAUAUACCUGCCAAACGACCCAAUGAGCUCAACAAUCAGCGUCCAGCAUUGGGUCACACACAAACCGCACGGUCGAAACCCAAUCAACGCUAUCGAGAGGGCUACCACUAUCACACAUCCCGCCAGAGUCCCACUUUCGUGCUGGGCGAUGAUCAGGGUGCCGGUCCAUCCACGUCCCGUUCCAAUGAUAACUCUAGUGCGUGAUAGUUCUUAAUGCCUCAGCCAGACGAAGGACACAGCAGGGAGAACUUGGCCAGGCGUCCGAGGAAGGGGAAUAGUUACAGAGAUCUCUAAGCCAUUAAAUUCGGGAAAAUCAAUUGGAAGCAUGUUGCAGCACUUUGAUCGAUGUAGAAAGUGAACGAACACAACGGACAAAAUUGUUAAUUAGUUUAAAACCACACGCGAAACUCGUCGGAAUUAGAAGUUGAGACACCAAGAGAGAAAAUAUUUAAGCAGCCGAGCAAAGCAAACAAUAAUAAAUUUAAUAUAUAUUGUGUGUGUAUGUGUACUACGAGCCGAGAGAGAAAUUUAAAGAAUUUAAGCCACGAGAAAUUUGAAACGCAGAUCAACGUGAUCUGCGCCCAUUUGAUUAGUUAUACGAACACCAACACCCUUGAAAUUGGUCAAUGUCGAGCUAUAACUAAAAAGGAUAUUAAAUUGGUAACUAUACGGUAUCAAGGUAACGCGCGAAAAUUGCAAGCAAAAUUGAAGAUUAGAAUUGGAAGAUUACAAAGAGCAUGGACAUGGAAAUCAACUUGUUAUAAACGUAGUUUUGCUUAUUUUUUAAUAAAAACAAAUAAUUCAAGAAAAACGAAA